This is a messenger RNA of Cornus florida, 2151 nucleotides long. Its product is annotated as serine carboxypeptidase-like 42. Gene Ontology annotation, biological process: proteolysis. The coding region runs from base 324 to 1730 and encodes 468 amino acids. Lineage: Eukaryota; Viridiplantae; Streptophyta; Magnoliopsida; Cornales; Cornaceae. The record is from RefSeq and is a predicted model, not a curated record. Gene Ontology annotation, molecular function: serine-type carboxypeptidase activity. The transcript has 10 exons.
ACCACGACAUUACUCCCCCAGCACACACCUGCAACUUCCUACUUCCUAACGUCUCUAUUCUCUCUCUCUUUCUAUAUGUACUCUCUCUUUCUAUAUAUAUAUAUAUAUAUCACAAGUUCUGAUAGAAUUUAGAUCUUGAGAACUCACGUGACCUUAACAAACAAAAUUCAUUAUAGUAGUAAUUCUUUAUUUGCUACAAUUUUUUCUUUUUGGGCACAUAUAUUUAUAUCUAUAUCUGUAUAGAUAAGGAAAAUUCUGAAAAAAGGAGUUGAGAGAUUGGAUAAAGUUGUGGGUUUUGUGUGAGAUUUGUUGGAUUUGGUGAGAUGGGUAUCUGGUGGUUUUGUGGGUUGAGUGUUGUGGGGUUGUUAUUGGGUGUGAUCAAUGGGUACCCAUUGGAGGAUCUAGUGGUGAGCUUGCCUGGACAGCCACAGGUUGGGUUCAAGCAGUAUGCUGGGUAUGUUGAUGUGGAUUUGAAGGCUGGGAGGAGUUUGUUUUACUACUUUGUUGAAGCUGAGGACGACCCUGAUCAUAAGCCCCUCACUCUCUGGCUCAAUGGAGGCCCGGGUUGCUCCUCAAUUGGCGGGGGUGCCUUUACAGAGUUGGGUCCUUUCUUCCCUAGAGGAGAUGGCAGAGGCCUUCGAAGAAACACGAAAUCAUGGAAUAAAGCAUCCAAUCUUCUUUUCAUUGAGUCUCCAGCAGGUGUAGGAUGGUCAUACUCGAACCGGACUUCAGAUUAUACUUGUGGUGACGAAUCCACUGCCAUGGAUAUGCACAUGUUCUUACUAAAUUGGUAUGAGAAGUUUCCCACAUUCAAGUCCAGAGAUUUGUUUCUUACAGGAGAAAGCUAUGCAGGGCAUUAUAUACCACAAUUGGCUAUUGUUCUUCUAGACCAUAAUGCACAUUCCAAAGGUUUCAAGUUCAACAUCAAAGGAGUUGCUAUUGGGAAUCCCCUUCUCAAACUUGAUCGGGAUGCUAAGGCAACAUUCGAAUUCUUCUGGUCACAUGGAAUGAUUUCUGAUGAAAUUGGCCUUGCCCUCAUGAAUGACUGUGAUUUUGAUGAUUAUACCUAUGCUAGUCCACAUAACUUAUCGGAUUCCUGCAACCAAGCUAUGUCCAACGCAAACAACAUUGUUGGUGAAUAUAUAAACAAUUAUGACGUAAUCCUUGAUGUUUGUUAUCCAUCAAUAGUCGAGCAAGAACUGCGAAUGCGGAAAAUGGCUACUAAGAUUAGUGUCGGAAUUGAUGUGUGCAUGACCUAUGAAAGGCGCUUCUAUUUUAAUCUUCCUGAGGUUCAAAAGGCUCUUCAUGCAAAUCGUACCAAUUUACCAUACGGCUGGUCCAUGUGCAGUGGCAAUCUAAAUUACAGUGAUACUGAUGGCAAUAUCAACAUUCUGCCCUUGCUUAAAAGGAUAGUCGAAAAUCACAUUCCUGUUUGGGUUUUCAGUGGGGAUCAAGAUUCUGUUGUCCCUUUGCUUGGUUCGCGGUCACUCAUCCGUGAAUUGGCUCAAGAUCUACAUUUCCAGAUAACUGUCCCAUAUGGUGCUUGGUUUCACAAAGGGCAGGUAGGAGGUUGGGCUACUGAGUAUGGAAAUUUGUUGACUUUUGCCACCGUAAGGGGUGCUGCUCAUAUGGUACCGUAUGCACAACCGUCAAGAGCUUUGCAUCUGUUCAGUUCAUUUGUACGUGGCCGGAGAUUGCCAAACAAUACACGUCCCUCCAUUGAUGAUUGAGAAAAAUUCACACAUCGUGGUUUUGAAUUAUUCUAUGCUUUCUUGAGUUUCCUCAGCCAAAGUGGCAAUAAAAACAAUUGUCAAUUCGUUCAAGAUAGAAUAAGAAGGAAAAGAAAUGAAAAGCAAAGGAUUUUGAUUGAACUAGUGCAAAAGGGGAGAAAUUAGUGAAGGAAUUUUAACAUCCUACUGGCAGUACUGAUUUUUGGGGUGAAACUAAAUCACUCAACAUCAUAUUGAAUGUAAUUUGAUUCAAGGAGAUUCGAUGCAGUUAAGGUGUUGUUUAACAUUCCAAUUUAGUACAAUAGAUUUAGCACUUAUCCUAAUAAAGGAUAUCAAUAAACACUUUCUGCUUUUGUGUAUAACUCGAUUUCAAGACCUGCUUAGCCGCGAUCUAGUUUUUAAUCCAGAUAAGCACGUAGUU